UGGUUUUCUCAAAGAAAAAGGAAAUUACAUAUUUGUGGGGGGGAAAAAAUGGUUCAACGAGGGGGUGAUAUUGAUUGAGAAAAUACAUAAACAUCAGAGCAAAGGAUCUAACACUGAAUCCUAUUUUUAAUAGGGCUUUUGUCUGUCCCCACUCUGCCUGCCCCAUUCAUUCACUCCCCACUACUCAAUAAGGGGCACUCGGGCUGAAUAGACUUGAAUCUCUCUCUCUCUCUCUCUCUCUCUCUCUCUCUCUGUGAUUCCAUCCAUAGGUCUUUGUGCGAUGGGAGAUAGAAUCCCACCUGGGAGUUACUUCCAGUAUCCUCCUCCUGGAGUCCCUUCUUCUCCUAUCAGGUCUUCUUCCCUCCCUUCAGAUCGAGGCAGAUACUUGGCUGAAUUAUUGGCGGAGAAGCAAAAUUUGGGACCAUUUUUACAAGUUCUUCCCCUGUGUAGCAGACUUCUAAAUCAAGAAAUCAGACGGGUUUCUGGCUUCAAUCAAAGUUUUGUGGAUCGUGAAAGACUUGAGCAUGAGAGCCCACUUAGGUCGUUAGGUCAGCCCCCUAAUGGUAGAACAAUGGAUUUAGAAGGAUGGCCAGCAAUGCAAGUGGAGGAAAAUGGACAUAGCCAAAGAAUGGCCCCAUUUCAAACUCCUCCAAUGGGUUGGCCUGGGUUGCAAGGAGUUCCAGCUACUCCUAUCGUGAAGAGAGUUAUUAGACUUGAUGUUCCUGUGGAAAAAUAUCCAAGUUAUAAUUUUGUUGGCCGAAUUCUGGGACCGCGUGGAAACUCACUGAAAAGAGUUGAAGCCAUGACAGAAUGUAGGGUGUACAUAAGAGGAAGGGGCUCUGUUAAGGAUUCUGUAAAGGAAGAGAAACUGAAGGAUAAACCUGGAUACGAGCACCUUAACGAGCCACUGCAUGUGUUGGUUGAGGCGGAAUUUCCAGAGGAUACUAUAAAUGCCCGCUUGGAUUAUGCAGUGACAAUACUAGAAAGCCUUUUGAAGCCUGUGGAUGAAUCAUUGGAUCACUAUAAGAAGCAUCAACUAAGGGAACUGGCCAUGCUGAAUGGUACAUUAAGGGAAGAAAGUCCCAGCAUGAGCCCCAGCAUGAGCCCAAGCAUGUCUCCCUUCAACAGUACAGGAAUGAAAAGAGCCAAGACAGGAAGAUAACCAUUCAAUGUUGAUGAUGAUGAUGAUGUGACCCUGUUUAAAUUGGUGAAUAACUACUAGCAUGCUACUGGUUAUUAGCCUGAUGGCUGAACCUCAAGAGACGCGCUACUCGAACUCAGGAGGUAAUUUUGGGCUCUGAUUGUUUGGGCACCACAGAUGGAUUAACUGCUACUACAUUGAUUUUCAAACUUCUCUUCGCGUCUUCUAUGAUUUCUAUUCUUUCAUGUAUCAUUAAUUUCCAACUCUGAAGACUUUUUAUUUUAUUAUUUAAUUUGUAAC
This is a messenger RNA of Carya illinoinensis, 1441 nucleotides long. Its product is annotated as KH domain-containing protein At1g09660/At1g09670-like. Gene Ontology annotation, cellular component: nucleus. Gene Ontology annotation, biological process: regulation of mRNA splicing, via spliceosome. The transcript is spliced from 8 exons. Bases 281 to 1162 code for a protein of 293 amino acids. Lineage: Eukaryota; Viridiplantae; Streptophyta; Magnoliopsida; Fagales; Juglandaceae. Gene Ontology annotation, molecular function: mRNA binding. The record is from RefSeq and is a predicted model, not a curated record.